UAAAAUGAAAACUAAUCUCAGCGGAAGACUUGCCUUCCUCCAGGAACCAUGGCUGGGACGGUCCUCUUCCAAAUCCUCCUCCUCGUGGGGCUCGUGAGCGCCAAGAGGUUUUCGUGUUUCCCCGAGUAUUGCCUUCACGACAAAGACUACGAGGAGCUCCUGGAUAUAGUCAGGGAUGGGCUGGGACCUGCAACGCAGCCAGCAAACGUGGUCAUCGUCGGCGCAGGAAUAAGCGGGCUCACGGCAGCGAAGCUCCUCCAAGACGCCGGCCACAAGGUCACCAUUUUGGAAACCAGCAAUCGGGUCGGGGGAAGGAUCAGGACCUACCGAGAGGAAGGACAGGACUGGUAUGUGGAGCUGGGAGCCAUGCGCCUGCCAGGCAAGCACAGGCUGGUCCGUGAAUUUAUUAGGCAGUUCGACCUGAAGCUAAACCCCUUCCUGCAGAGCGACAACAACACCUGGUACUUUGUGAACGGCGUUCGAGCGAGAGCCGGGGACGUGGAUAGAAACCCCGAUAUCCUAAACUACAAGCUGCAUCCCUGGGAGAGGGGCAAAAGCGCCAGCCAGCUUUAUAGGGAGGCACUACAUAAGGCUUUCAAGAAGUUCCAGACUAUGGACUGCAAGGAAUAUCUGACAAAACACGACUCCUUCUCCACCAAGGAAUAUUUGAUCAAAGUAGGAAAUCUGAGCCGAGGAGCUGUUCAGAUGAUCGGUGACCUGUUGAAUGAGGACUCUGGAUUUUAUCUGUCUUUCCUGGCCUCCCUGUGGGAUUUUGAUAUCUUCUCUGAAGAGGAAAGCUUUGACGAAAUCACAGGGGGUUUUGACCAACUGCCCAAAGCCUUCCACGAAGCCCUGCCGGACGUCGUCAAAUUCAACUGCACGGUGGAGAAAAUCAUGACGAAGGGAGGCAAAGUCCGGGUGUUUUACCGUGCUCCGGACACCCUGGCCCCGAGUAUAGCAACCGCGGAUUACGUCCUCGUCACUUCGUCUGCCAAAGCCACCAGGCACAUCCAAUUCUUCCCACCACUCUCUUCUCCCAAAACCCAUGCCCUCCGCUCCAUCCACUAUGCAAGUGCCUCCAAGAUCGUGUUGGCUUGCACCGAGAAGUUCUGGGAGAAGGACGGCAUUCGAGGAGGGCACUCCAUCACCGACCGCCCUUCCAGGUUUAUCUACUACCCCAGCCACAACUUCUCCAGUGGCGUGGGGGUGAUCCUGGCCUCCUACACCUGGAACGAGGACGCCGAGUUCUUCCUGCCCCUCACGGAUGAAAAGUGCCUGGACGUGGUGCUCCAGGACCUGGCCGACAUCCACCAGGUGAGCAAGGAGUACCUGCAGUACACCUGCGACCGGUACGUGAUACAGAAGUGGCAGCUGGACAAGCACUCGCUGGGGGCGUUUGCGGCCUUCACCCCUUACCAGUUCACCGAUUUCUCGCGGGCUCUCUUUGAGCACGAGGGCAGGGUGCACUUCGCGGGAGAACACGCCGCCCAGCCUCACGCCUGGAUCGACACCUCCAUGAAGGCCGCCGUGAGGGCCGCGAGCAACAUCCACGACGACAGCGAGGCCCGGACGCUCGGCGAAAACGAGGAGCUGCUGGAAGAUUUCUUGGAGAAGGAUGAGCUCUGAGAAGGUCCGACCUUACCACAUGCCACCAGCAUGCUUUGAAUUCAUUCUUGGUGGCACAAACCCCUGCCCAGGGUUUCCUCUUUCCAGCAGCAGCCAAGGAAACAAAAACUGAAAAAAAAAAAAGUCUGUCCUCAGACAAAAGACUAAUAGUGACCUGGUUAAACACUUAGGAGGAGAAAAGGGAAUACUAAAAGUAAUCUCUGUGGGUUUCAUGACACGAUAUUACCCCUACUCAGGUGUGCUGUGGUAUAUUCUAAUUUAUUUAUGUAUACAAUACUUCAGGGAACAACUAAUAUGGAAUAAAGGCUGGUAUUUCUCAGU
This is a messenger RNA of Oxyura jamaicensis (ruddy duck), 1947 nucleotides long. It is a transcript of the gene IL4I1, whose product is annotated as interleukin 4 induced 1. Lineage: Eukaryota; Metazoa; Chordata; Aves; Anseriformes; Anatidae. Gene Ontology annotation, biological process: amino acid catabolic process. Gene Ontology annotation, molecular function: polyamine oxidase activity; L-amino-acid oxidase activity. The coding region runs from base 49 to 1626 and encodes 525 amino acids. The record is from RefSeq and is a predicted model, not a curated record. The transcript is spliced from 7 exons.